AUAAAGACGACGACGCACAGUUGGAUCAUGCAUUUCGCGCGGUCAGUCAGUAGUUGCAGAAACAUGCCGUUGAGCUAACAUACGAAAUACAGUGCAGUGAUAGUUAGUUGAAGGAAAGCAAUUUUUGUAUGAAAAAAAGUUGAAAACAUAAUUGGAAAUUCAAAUUGAAUAUUGCUUAAAAGAAAAAAGCGAAAUUGGAUAAAAAAUAAUAAAGUACAAAAAUUGCAUUAAAAAAAUUGCAAAACGCCAAACGGACUAUAAAAGUUUCACAAACAAUAGUUACAAACAAAAUUUUACCCUAAGAGUAUUUGGUUAUAAAUAUUCAACAAUAUUAUCAUUAAAAAGAUGCGCAUUGCAUUUAGCAGCAGUUUUAUUUACGUCUGUUUGAUUUUAACAAAUUUGUUGUUGCUGUGCGACAGCGAAGCGCAACGAACCGUUGGCGCACGCGGCGUGCUGCGCAGAAAUUACACAGGCAAAAAACCGGUUGUGAUACAACAUCGCUCACAGGAUGCCGUCAAUUAUUACGAUCAUGAAAAUGGCGCUAAAAUUAUAAAAUCAUCCCACUUUGAAUUGGACUAUACGCUGGGACGGAAAAUCACAUUCUUUUGCAUGGCGCAGGGCAAUCCACGUCCCACAAUCACUUGGUUCAAAGAUGGCGCUGAAUUGUAUCAGCAUCGAUUUUUCCAGGUGCACGAGUCCCACAUUGAUGCCGAUAUUAUAAAAUCUAAAAUGGAAAUCGAUCCGACCACACAAAUGGAUGCAGGCUACUACGAAUGCCAGGCGGAUAAUAUUUACGCCAUCGAUAGACGCGGUUUUCGCACGGAUUAUGUUAUGAUAAAUUUUUAGUAUAGCAGUAAUUUACUUAUUGUAUAAAUUGAAAAUUUUCUAGAAAACUAAAAUCUUCCGCGCAUACGAAUGCAAAUGCAUACAAUUCUAAACAAUUUUC
Molecule: messenger RNA, 946 nt
Organism: Rhagoletis pomonella (apple maggot)
Lineage: Eukaryota; Metazoa; Arthropoda; Insecta; Diptera; Tephritidae
Product: immunoglobulin domain-containing protein oig-4-like
Exons: 6
Coding region: 346-846 (166 amino acids)
Source: RefSeq, a predicted model, not a curated record